This is a messenger RNA of Drechmeria coniospora, 615 nucleotides long. Its product is annotated as endosomal P24B protein. The transcript has 3 exons. Gene Ontology annotation, biological process: endoplasmic reticulum to Golgi vesicle-mediated transport; protein retention in ER lumen; Golgi organization. The coding region runs from base 1 to 615 and encodes 204 amino acids. Gene Ontology annotation, cellular component: COPII-coated ER to Golgi transport vesicle; endoplasmic reticulum-Golgi intermediate compartment; endoplasmic reticulum. Lineage: Eukaryota; Fungi; Ascomycota; Sordariomycetes; Hypocreales; Ophiocordycipitaceae. The record is from RefSeq and is a predicted model, not a curated record.
AUGCAUCUUCACACGGCAGCGAGAUCGCUCUUCGCGGCGGCCCUGACCUUGCAGGUCGCCUCGGCGCACCACAUCGUCUUGCAAGCCCAGGGCCUCGAGUGCUUCCACGAGAAGCUGCACAAAGAUGACAAGAUGUCGGUCACCUUCCAGGUUGGCGACCGCGAGUUUGGUAGUGCAGGGAGCCUCGAAAUCGAUUUUUGGAUUACCAAUCCGACAGGCGUCUAUGAGGUCACCGAUAAAGCUGUCGCUAGUGGCGACCACUCCUUCACGGCCAACCAGGACGGAAUCUACACCUACUGCUUUGGCAACCAGCACUGGGGCGCCAACACCAAGGAGGUCUCCUUCAACGUCCACGGCGUCGUCUUCGUCAGCGAGUCCGACCUUCCCACCGACCCCAUCGAAUCCGAAGUCCGUCGGCUCUCCGACCUCCUCGCCCAGGUCAGGGACGAGCAGCAGUACAUUGUCGUCCGCGAACGCACCCACCGCAACACGGCCGAGAGCACCAACGCUCGUGUCAAGUGGUGGAACCUCUUCGUUAUCGGUGUCGUUAUUGGCGAGUCCCUAUUCCAAGUCUGGUGGCUGCGGCGGUUCUUCGAGGUCAAGCGCGUCGUCUGA